Pocillopora meandrina is the source of this 8191-nucleotide messenger RNA. The record is from the annotation of a GenBank genome assembly. Lineage: Eukaryota; Metazoa; Cnidaria; Anthozoa; Scleractinia; Pocilloporidae.
ACUGCGGCAUUUUCGUACGUCAGAUCAGAACAAAACGGAACUGUGACCUGUGGCAGCGAACAAUUCAUCCAAAUUGCUUCUGAUGGACGUCAUCCUUUUCUUUUUUUAAGGAUUCCACUUGUGUUUGGUGUGAAAUUGAAUCGCCGCCUAAGAGAAUACAGAGCAGAAAACUCGAAGAUCAUUGCGGAUCAACAACCGUGGCGUAAAGCAACUUCGCCAUUAUUUGUUUUUCAAUUUUCACUUUGACUACCGAACUUAACAAGAUAUCUCGACUUCCUUUGUACUGAACUCGUGGAAGAGGUUUUGCCUCGUGAAAGGUGAGUCAUUAUAAAGCUUAGAAAACAUACGGAUCAAGUUGCCCUAUAAGUUGCUUACAAGUUGAAAUGUAAACUUUUAGCUUAACCUAUUUACGGACAAAAACAAUGCAUGUUCUCACAGUAGGGUUUAUGAAUGUGUACAUAUUCUUUUAAAAUAUUGUUCUCCAGUUUACGUUAGCUUUCGUAGGUUAGUGUGAUGUUUAACUUAGUAAAAUACACUUUUUAUUGAGAGAUACGAUGGCAAAUAUACCCCGAUUAAAUGUUCGAUUUAAAGCCUUAUUUGGAUAAGAUGUCAUGGCAACUUUUAUUAUACUUGCAGUUUCGCAAGAAACAUUUAAAAAAAUGUUUAACUGAAGAAUAUACCGAAGGCAAUCAACUAAUUUUCCUGAAAGGACAAAAUGUGAAAAACAAACGCAAACAAAGUGAUCCAGUAAUUUAUACAAACAUUUCUGGCAUAUGCCAUUUAUCAGUAAAAUUUUUGAGCAUGGAGAAUUGUUCUCAUAACUUCCAAUUUUUCUUUGGGGAUUAAAUUGGUUUUCAUGAUCCCAUGAACAGAGUUGCCAACAAUAUGUUGGGGAGAGAUGAUCUGGGGUGCCUAGUUGGAUUCCUUGUUUAAGUUCUCAGUUGGUAAGGGCAGACAAAUAUCUGAGUAUAUUUUUGUGCUAAAUGGUAUCUACUGUAGAUGUUAUGAGCGAAACUACACACCAAAUCAUCAACAAGUUAUUUAUUAUCCAACCACUGUUUUUUAUUCUUUUCUUAUAAAGUGGGAGAUGAUGCAAAAUGCAUAGUAAAAAACCAUUGCAAGCAAGAGCAAAACCUGUUAAACAGGUUGGCCACCAACUGUCCAAUAACUGUGCAAUUAUGCAUUAUACUCCGUCUGUGCAUUCUUUGGACUCCAUUUAGUGUUGUUGGAUUGGAAGGUGAUCAUAUCCAAUUUCAGAAUAUGAUUGGCUUAUAAUAAAGGUACACAUGAGUAUUCAUCUCCACAGAAUCUAAAAAAUUUGCAACCUGGCUUUAAAAUUUUUUGUAAGAUUGUUGUUGUUUGCUAUAUACAAUUCCAUCAGUGACUGCUAUUUUUUUUUUUCCAUUGAUAUUAUAUAAAAUGGUAGCUCUAGUGGAGUAUGUGCCUUAAACCAGCCGAGAAGUUUGGUAGCCUUGUUAGGAAAUAUUUAAGUUAUAUGAAAGUGUAUUCAAUGGCCUUCUUUAUCUUUUGAUUAACUGUCACAUGAACCCAAAGUUUUGAUGCAAAAAUUAAUGUGAACUACUUUUGAGAAGGUGAAGUGACCAAUUACAGAAAGUGUAAAAUUUGCAACCUGGCUUUAAAAUUUUUCUGAGAUUUUUGUUGUUUGCUAAAUACAAUUCCAUCAAUGAUUGUUUUUUUUAUUGUUGUUGAUAUUAAUUAAAUAAAAUGGCAGAUCUAGCAGAGUAUGUGCCUUAAACUAGCAAAUAAGUUUGAUAGCCUUGUUAGGAAAUAUUUGAGUCACUUGAAAGUGUAGUUAAUAGUCUUCUUUAUCUUUUGGUUAAACUGUCACAUGAACCCAAAGUUUUGAGGUAAAAAUAAAUGUAAACUACUGUUGAACAGGGGGUGAAGUGAAGACCAUAAAUUUAGUUUUAAUUUGAGUACCUUGUUUGUGUAGUUGGAUGUGUUUGGGUUAGAGUAAUUAACACAAAUGAAUUGUAGCACAAAUUAAACUUAAAAGAAUACUUUUUGAGCAAAAGUUUAUUAAUCCUUUCACUGCUAGGAGUGGUUAGUAUAAGAGACAGGUAAUAAGUUGCUGAAAAUUGUGAAGACAGGAUAGAUUUGGAUUAAGCACCAGUUAUUAGGAAUCAGAACUAUAGCUAACAUAAAUAGGUAAUUGUAUCAGUGAGGAAAUUAAACUCCAUCAGUGAGCAAAACAGGAUUUGUCCUUACAACAGCCUUAAUCUCUUGACUAAUGCCUGGAAUCUGAGAGCUCAACCUCCUUACAAGGAUCUCUCCUCUUCAUUCUCACUCUUAGAAUGGAAGAAUUAACCCUUUAACUCCCAGAAGUGAUCAACAUGAAACUUCUCCCUACAUGUAAAAUAUCAUUACAUUAUCUAGUAUACAGGAAAUGAGAAUAAGUUGUUAUCUUGAUCUAACACCAAAUUCUUAUGAUUAAUUUACAGAGAAAUGUGUAGUAGCUCGAGGGGAGAAUUGAGAAUCAGAUCUUGGGAGUAAAAAGGUUAAGAAAAACCAAGUGAAAAAAGAUGGCUUGUAAUCCUUUCACACCUAGAUUUCAUUAAAAGUUCAAUAUGUUAAAGCGAAUAGGCCUUUGGAUAUUUGGAACACUAAUAAGGUCUCAUAUAAUAUGUGUGAGAGUGAAUUAUUGGAAACUGAAUUUUUGCACACACAGUAAAAUCCCAUGUAAAGACUUCCUAGUUAAUCCUCAGAUUCCCAAUUACACUACAAUAAUGCAAAUUAAACUUAGAGCCUUAGCAAACUUCACUUAACAUGCAUGCCCAAGAAAACCUUAUCUCUGUUGCACACUUUGCGUUCAUCAAAAAUAAUUGACAUGUAACAAUAAUAUUUUAGAAGACAUAUGACAUAUUUCUAAAAUUCAUGCACAGGUGAAUUCUUCAAUAGUGUAUGCACUGAUGUGGCACCCUUCAAAAGUAAAGCUUUGAGAAGGAGAAACUGAGAAAAGUGUAGAAUACUGGUGAAUUUGAAUUAGUUGAUAGUAAAUGACUGAAAAAUGUACCUCGAGGGAAAUGUUGUCAUGCUUGCAUGACUUACAUUCUGGUGGAAGAGUUUGGUCUAUCAGGCCAUACUGUAUUGUACUAUUACACCAAAUGAAAUCUGGUUAAUAUGUAAAUUACUAGAAGUGAUUCGUAAUAUUUCACUUACUGGUACAUCAAGGAAACAGGCUGCUUGAAAUUCAAUGACACUGUUUUUUCUUACUUUAGCGCAGCCUGAGAAACACAAAGUCCUGAACAGGGUUCACCUCACUUAUGGGUUGUGGCUCCUCAAAAGCUACAAGCGCAGGUAGGCAAACUCUCCUAUUUCUGAAACACACAACUACUUACUAGGUGUGAGCCUCUCACUUUAUGUGUUUAGAGGUGCAAAUCUACUUACCAUGGAAGAUCUUGCAUUUUUUCUAAAAAAAUGGUAACCUGCUAAUGAGGACCUUGGAAAAUUAGUUAUGAUAGGUAAAGGAUAUUACAAUGGCUGUGCGGGGAUACAAAAUUUCUCUUUGAGUGUUGAAAUGUUUUUCUACAUGAGAAGAAAAAUUUUGUAUUUCCAAAUAGCCGUGUAAUAUCUUAUUUAUUAGAGUUUGUACAUAAACAUCAAUGAGAUACUAAGUAAAUACAAUGAAUUGCAAGGAAAGGUGCAUUAAUUAUAUGUAAUUAUGACAUCAGUGAUCUUUUUACAUGUGAUUGAUAACAUGCUAUCUUCGAGUUGUGUUUUUACAAGCAAAGUGCAUAUUGUUUACAAAUUGCCAUAUUGUUAAUUUUUAGUCAACAUUCUGAAGGGCCAACUUGUAAUUUUAAACUACUUGAGAUCAGCAAAGUAAAUUUUAAACGAUAAUGGAUGGUUUAUGAGAAAACAACUGAAUUUUGUGUUCAUUUAUUCAUAUAUUUAUUUAUUAUUAAUUAGGUGAUAUUAUUUGGGUUCAUGAUUAUAAAUAAACCACUGACAUUAUUUAAAGUGUUUAGUCAGCUGCAGACUUAGUUCCAAGAUACCUUGAUAGUUCUCCUUUUUAAGCAAGUUCCACCCUCUGGUUGUCAAUAGAUUCAGUUCAGUCUUCAGUAACAGAAAAGAAUAGCUCAACUUUGUAUUCUUUUUUAUAUAUAAAAGGGAUUUUGCCUUUUUGAUAUAACAUGAAUAAGAUUUCUGCAGCUUGAAGAGCAUUGGGAAAAAGUUCCUCCUUUCCUAGAUGAACAGUUAGCCCUUUGCAGCUUUGUUUUUAACUCCCAAUGCCUCUUCAUAUCUCCCCAACAGUUUGCCAACACCAACUUGUGCUUCUCUUUCUGGAGAGAGGCACAUUAUGGUUUGGCAGUCUUGCCCAAGAAUAGAAACCUAUACCCUCUAACCUCUAAGAGUGAUUGACAUCUUUAAUUAAGUGUCCUCACAGUAUUGAGGAGAUCUGAUAUACCCAUACAUCCCAUACAGACUACUGCUGAAUCAAUCAUUAAGGGUACAAGAAUAGAGGAAUGCUUUCCAAGUAAAGAAGUUCUUGACUGUUCAUAAACUUCUCCUCUAAUAAGCACCAUAGGAAUUGUAUAGAGAACAGUUUAGGUAAUAUGGGGACCCAUGUUAGGUUGCAAGAGGUUAAUGGCCUUGGCCAGGGUUUGAACCCAGCCCUCAUGUUUUCUUUGCCUGCUUGAGUUAAGUAAGUGAUGACUGGGUCAUUAUGCUAUCAUGUGUUCAUGGGAUAGACACUUUAUUUCCUCAGUGGCACUCAGUCUCCACCCAGGAGUGUUAAUGGCUACUGAAAAAUUGUAGGGGGAAGUCUUUAAGUCUGCUUAGGGGAAGUUGGCUCAUAUGCUGGGGGGGGGGGGGGGGGUGGGGUGGGGGUAGUGGUAACCUUGCUCGUAUCCCAGUCAGGGAAAGUAGCAAACAUAAUCACUUCAUGCUACAGAAACAGGGAUAAGUUCUGGCUGAAUGGGCCACUUAGGUUGAGUUUGAAUUCAAACUUUUCAUUUUUUUUUUACUACUUUGUCCUUUACUUUUGGCAGUUUCUCCGCAGUCAGCUCCAAAAUUGAAGAGAAUCAAAGAAGAGGAUGAAAAUGGUAAGUCAAAAUAAAAGCAGUUGUUUUCAGAUUUCUACUAACAGUAACUUAACGUAUACCUUACCGACAGGAGUCAUGAUAUCAUUAAAUUUUUAUGGAGAAAUCUCUUUUUCAUCAGUCUUGAAAAGUUAAGAGACUUAGUUAUCCUCUUUUAAAACAAAUGUUGGAAAAUUAUUCUUACAGCUAUCCAGUCGACUUCUAAACGGAGUUCAUCCUCCCGCUCUUCAGUAAAAGAAAGCAAUGGACAUGCACAGAGAAUAACAGAGAAUGGUGGAAACGGUAAGAAAAAAAAUCAACUCUUUAACUCCCAUAAGUGAUUGAGAGAUAACUUCUCCCUUUAAUAUUCUUACACCAUCCAGCAAACAAGAAAUGAGAAUACUAAAGCUUAUCACGAAGAAUUUGUUCUUGAUUUCAAACCAAGUUCUCUUGACUAAUAUAAAAGUAAAUGUGUAGCAGCUAGAGGGGAGAAUUAACAAUCAGAUCAUGGGAGUUAAAGGGUUAAGGCUAGCUCUCUAGUCAGAGACCUCAUACUAGACGGACACGCGUUCAAUACGCGUCCGUCAUACAUCCAUUACGUAGUUUUCCAAUCUUAUACCAGGCACUCGGUCUGAGGACACAAGCGAAAAGGUGGCUGCGUUAAAAAAAAUUGAGAACUGCAUUGACCGCCCGCUUCUAUUUCGCCCCUCUUUUCUGACUUAUAGCCUUUGAUGGGCUACAGUUCUCUUGACUGCUUCUGAAAAGGUGGAGUCAUUAAUUAGAGUUAUUGACUGAUACAGAGUAGGAGUGUAGUGUGCGCGAGGGACUCGAAACUGCAUGCAUACUCGCCAAACUCGCAUGACGAUCAGCAGAGAUGCACCUCUUUAGAUCUCCUAGAUGCAUCCUACUUUAUAGCUUACGUGUAGCCGUACCCUCCUCCUCCUGCUAAGGUGAAACGGAAGGGAGGGAACGUCCCUCGUUUCCGUUUCACCUUGGGUGGGAGGGAAUGGGUACGGCUACACGUAUGCUACCGACUUCACACCAUCGAUUCACUUGAAUGAUACGUCACCUCUGAGUAGUGACGCUGUAAAUUUGAAACGGGAGUUCAAUAAUUUAAAAAAUAAUAAUAAAUAAGAAAUUACCAUCCAUGAUUUGAAAUAUUUGAAAACACCUUUACACUUUGGUUGUAGGAGGAGAGUCAUCCAGUAAGCAGACAGGUAAAUCUGUGUCUCCGCCUUCCUCUGCCAAUGGUCAUGUUCCUCGUGGUGAUUCUCCAAAGGGAAGUGCGAACAACAAUAUAGACUCAGAGAGCACAAGUAGUGAGGAAGCUAAUGAAAAGGUUGACACUGAUGGUCCCAGUAAUAAUAAACCACCUCCUUCUGAAGGAAAUUCCAGGGUUGAAAAUCUUUCUGCAACAGAUGCUACAGACAAUGUGACUCAGGUUACGAAUGAUAAGGAAGAGCCACAGAAGGAAGGAUCGCCUGCUUCGGAUGGUUGUGCGUCUCAAAGCAAAGCUACUUUGAAUGAGGAGGAAGCUACCGAGACCCAAAGUACAGCUCUUGGUGACAAAGAUGUGGUUCCUGUGCCAAAUGAGAUAAGUACGGAAAGUACCACUGCUGAUACACAUGCGGCUGAGACUAGUGCAGUGCAACAGAAAGUCGCCGGUGAAGUCAACAUACCUGGCAAGAAUGAAGAGGAUCCCUCACAAGAUGAGACUCAGGGUGUCAGUGGAACUUCCCCUGACGGGGAUGAAGAGGCUGCGGAAACUGAUUUAACCCAACAAAGAGUAGCCAGUGAUGCUAGUUUACCUGUUGAGAUUAAAAAUGCACCCCCUGUUAAUCAAACCAAACGGUCUAGUACAGCUUCAAGUCGCCACUCCACGUUACCUUUGGAUAGUGAGGUGAAUGCUUUAAUUCAGGAGCUAGAUUCCGUAUUACCUGCUACGACAGAAAAUACUAAACACUCUGAUAAGAGUGAAGUCACUAAAGAGGUUCUUUUAUCUCCCGGUGGAGAAGACAGUUCUGGUGAUAACUUUAAGCACGACUCCACGUCCGCCCCAGUCGAAGCUACGGAACAAACAGAUCCUUCCAAAGAGGAUUCAGCACUUGAAAAUAAACAAAGUGCAGCCCCUCUUGCCGAAUCAACCGACGAGGCUUCGUUGAAGGGUAACAGGACGGUUUUUGGGCGUAUAUGCACCUUAAGCGCGAGUGUUCUUGUAGGCUCCAUAGAUGAUCCACAGGGGGAACAAAAUGUAACGCUUACCGGAUCUGUAUACCGUGUGCCAAGAAUAGAUGGGGACGCGACCACACCCAAACCAGGGGAAAAGAUCGGGAUCAUCAAGGGAGAUGUCACUUCUACACCUACUGAUAAUGAAUCAAGUGUCCAUCUAGCCACCCUUCGAGGAGAUCUUUUGGCUGUGUCUGGAGAGGCGGCGUUGCAAGGACAUGUUGCUACCGCUUCAAUAGAUGUGUUGUCUUGUGCAACCGGAGAAAAAGUAGCAACCAUAAUGGCGGAUGUUGCUCCGAAUGAUGACGCAGACAGUCCUUCAGGUGUCAUCUCAGGGGAGGUUCUCGGCGCUUCGGAAAAUGGAUCUUACGAAGAGAAAAUUGGAACUUUGGCGGGAAAAGUCGUUGCGUUGACAUUUGAUGAUGACAUUGUUUCAAUGUCUAGUGCAGAUGAAGAACUUCUGAAACUCCGGAGGGAGAGCUGCUUUAUUUGAUCUGAAUGAGCAGAGCGUCAUGUUCCAGAAAAAAUCAUAUUUUCUUCUUUUCCGCUGUGACUUUUGAACUAACAAUCUUUGACGUUUCUUCCGAAAAAUUAAAUUAUUCUUUCGUGAACUUGGAAUGAUACGUGCAAAGUGACUCUCCUCUAGUCUCUGUGAAAUAAUUUAUUUUAUCAUUAAAAUAACCGUGUAAUUUAUUUUAGUAAGAGUUAAAAAGUGUUUCAAAUUACUUUUUAUCAUAGGCGAGUUGCAGUACACGCGCGAAAAAUAUGCACACGCGAUAUUCAAGAAAGUCUGUGAAUUAUUUUUUAAUUAUGACAACACUUCUCGUUAUAUUUAUAAUUGCCAAUCACGAGUGGAAAACGAAGGAAGAUAGCUUGGAAUUAUACAUACUUACUACAAUGACAAAAACCUAUAAGGUUUAGAA